Lymnaea stagnalis (great pond snail) is the source of this 1170-nucleotide messenger RNA. NCBI's taxonomy places the organism in Eukaryota, Metazoa, Mollusca, Gastropoda, Lymnaeidae. The record is from the annotation of a GenBank genome assembly.
ACUGUGUCCGUGAUCAUCAGCGCGUUGGCCGCCUUCACUGUCUCAUCUAACGUCAUCGUCAUCGUCGCCCUGGUCAAGUCCAGGAGGGUGGACAGCAGGAAUGUCAUCUCCAGGUCACAAGACAAUGGGAUCACGAAGUUGACCAUGGAAUCUAUGGCUGUUGCUGAUGUCCUGUUCGGCGUUUUCCUCAUACCGAUGUUCACCAUGGAAGUGAUCAACAAAGGGAGAUGGGAAUUCGGAAGUGAACUGUGUUGGAUCAGAAAGACCAUUAACAAUGUAUUGUGCGGUGUAUCAAUUUAUCACGUGUUCUUCAUGGCCCUGGACAGAUUUUUGGCCAUCUGUAAACCAAUGCUGUACCGCCUUCUGACAGUCAGGCAUGGAUACGCGAUGGUUGCGCUUUCAUGGGUAAUUCCUUGUGUGGUUUUCAUGCUUGUUGAGGGGUUUGGCUGGAACCAUAUCGGAGUUGAGGAUCGGGUCAACGCUUUUGAGAAGAACCGAAUAUGCGGGAGUGUCUAUAACAUGGAUGUGUUCUUAAUCGUCUUUACCCUAUGUUUUUACAUCCCAUUCGUGGCGGCCGCAAUUCUUUACGUGUUCGUGUUGAGAGAAAUCCGUAACUUUCACAAACGAACUCCUCGUUUCGAGGGUCCCAGUGUUAGUGAGAAAUUAUCAGGUCUAAAAACAAAACUUAAGAAGAACAUUUCCAAAGCCUCUAAUUCGGGUACCACACCGGCUGUUGAGCUGACAAGUGAAAAAUCUAUCAGCAGCCUAAGCGAAUUAAAUUUGACAGCGGCAGACGAUCCGGCGAUAAACAAUGACGCGCAAAAAUCUCCAGCCCACGUACAAGACGUGAAUCUCAUUGUGUCCGUCGGAAAUAAAGAGGUCGUUUCCCUAAGCAAGUAUUCCAAGAAUAAUGCGAAGCCGGGGUCAACUAACAGGAAUUUCAAGGCCUAUAGGACGAUCGGGUGCAUGUUCUUCUGGUUUACGCUCUGCUGGGUCCCUACCUGGAUAUUUUCUUGUGUCCUGGUUUACACCGAGUAUUCAGUGUCGGGUUGGGUAAUAAUCUCUCUGACGCUCCUGGCGUACGCCAAUGCGGGUGUCAACCCUUUCAUUUACUGUUUCAUAAGAUCUGUACGUCUGUCAGUAAAGUCAUUGCUGUGUGCAAAGUUUUGA